Messenger RNA from Cryptococcus deneoformans JEC21, 1849 nucleotides. RefSeq lists its product as hypothetical. Gene Ontology annotation, cellular component: membrane. NCBI's taxonomy places the organism in Eukaryota, Fungi, Basidiomycota, Tremellomycetes, Tremellales, Cryptococcaceae. The record is from RefSeq and is a predicted model, not a curated record. Gene Ontology annotation, biological process: transmembrane transport. Gene Ontology annotation, molecular function: transmembrane transporter activity. The transcript has 6 exons. The coding region runs from base 94 to 1692 and encodes 532 amino acids.
AAGCCACUCAAUUCUUAAGCACCACUACUCCACUCGCAUAUAACAAGCCCAAUCACUCACUCUCUCCCCUUUACACAUAUUAUUCUAGCCAAUAUGGCCGCAGUUGACGACAAAGUCAGCAUCGAGCAUGUCGAGUCGGGAGAUCACUACACCAAACACCAUGUCACCCAGGAGGAGGUCAAGCAUGGUGACAAUGCCCUGAAAUACAUUGGUGAUGAACGAGUAGAAGUCACACAAGAGGAUGAUGCGCGAAUUAGGAGGAAAACCGACAAGUACAUUUUGUCUUUACUAGCAUGGGUGUACUUCUUGCAAAUCCUAGACAAGACUGUAUUGGGUUAUGCCAACACUUUCGGUCUCUCCGAGGACACAAAUCUCGUUAACAACCAAUACUCUCUCCUUGGUUCCAUCAAUGCCAUUGUCCAGUUGGCUUGGCAGCCAUUCUCGUCCUACUUAAUCGUCAAAGUUCCUGCCAGAUAUCUCAUGCCUGCCAUGGUUUUCGGCUGGGGUGCCGCUCAAGCAUGCAUGGCCGCGGCUCACAAUUUUGGCGGUUUAAUGGCGUCGCGAGCCAUUUUGGGUCUGUUUGAAGCUGGUUGUCUUCCGCUCUUUUCUCUCCUUACCUCUCAGUGGUACCGUCGAUCUGAGCAACCUGUCCGAGUGGCCGUCUGGUACUCGACUAAUGGUCUUGCCACUAUCGUGGCCGCUCUUCUUUCCUUCGGUCUCAGCCACGUCGACUCCCCUCACAUCAAGUCCUGGCAACUCAUUUUCAUUGUCUGUGGGAUUAUCACCUGUGUUACAGCUCCAAUCGUCUACAUGUUCGUCGAUGCCGAUGUCGCUUCGGCUCGUUUCCUUACGGAAGAAGACAAGGCCAAAGGCAUUGAGCGACUCCGUGCGAACCAAACAGGUACCGGUUCCAACGAGUUCAAAGUAUCUCACGUCUGGGAACUCUUCUGCGAUCCCAAGUCCUAUCUUUUCUUGGCGAUUUCUCUUCUCCUCAAUGUUGGCGCCUCAGUGACUAACAUCUUUGGGCCGACGCUCAUCAAGGGCUUUGGAUUCAACAGCAGGAUCACCUCUCUGCUCAAUAUGCCAUUCGGAUUCCUUCAGUUCGUCGCGAUUCUGGCUGGGUGUUACUGCGCGUACAAGUUCAAGCUCAAGUCAGCUGUCCUCGCCGUUUUUAUCAUCCCUGUUAUCAUUGGUCUCGCUCUCUUGUAUGUCGAGAAUGCCGCAGCUGUUUUGAAGCAAGCUCCUGCUCUUGUCGGAUAUUAUCUCCUUGCCUUCCUUUUCGGCGCCAAUCCAAUCAUCGUAUCUUGGAUCGUUGCCAACACUGGUGGUCAAACAAAAAAGGCUCUCCUUAUGAGUGUAUACAACGCCGGAUCUUCCGCUGGUAAUAUCAUUGGUCCUUUGCUCUUCCAAGACAAGGACAAGCCUCACUAUCUUCCUGGUAUCAAAGCCACUCUCGGUAUCUUCUGUGCCUUGAUGGCGUGUGUCGGUAUCACUGCGGCUCUUCUUUUCGCUCUUAACAAACAGAGGCAGAGACAACGUGUUGCUGUCGGCAAACCUCAAUACAUCAAGGAUACUUCUAUGAGCAACAAGUACGAAGCCUAUGGUGCUGAUGACGUGGACGGAAGGCUCGGUCAGAAUGCCUUGCUUGACUUGACCGACUUUAAAAACGACGAGUUCGUGUAUGUGUAUUAGGAGUCAAAGCUUGUUGCGCCUGGGUGGAAUCCACCGGCUAUUGGCAUAAUAAGGUGGUAUAUGAUCAUGUAGGGGUCGUUUAGAGCAUUUUUCGAUCAUCAAACAUAUCUAGUGUAAUCAGUAUAUUGAUACGUGUACAACUACAAUGCAAGAAUCA